UGUGUGUGUGUGUGUGUGUGUGUGUGUGUGUGAGAGAGAGAGAGAGAGAGUCGGAGAGAGAGCGAGAGAGAGAGACACAGAGUGAGAGAGAGAUAAACACUGACAGCUGAAGGGUUUCGUUUCACACCAGGGAACCUGCCGAGCCUUUAAUAGCACGUGCGAUAUAAAGUAGCGCGACUUGCAGUUUAAACGCCUUCUCUAUCCCGAGGGAAACAGCAGAACAUCUUUUCGCUGCCACUUCAGAAACUGUCACGUUAACUUCUAGCCCUGAUGUCGAGUUCGAGCUGAAUUGAGUGCGUUGAGAUUUGAUUUGGUCUCGUAACCCCGUUAUGGAGAAUCAGCGCCUGGUUCACCACAGCAGAUUGGUGCUGCUUCUAUUAGUGUAACUGGUCUUCAUGCAUUACUUGUGGACUCCGUGUAGCAGGUGUUCCUUGGACUUUUGCACGACUUUGAUGAUUUAUUAUGUAUUGGAUGUACAUUUAAGGUGACAAUAUGCCUUUGGAUGAUAUUCGAACAUUAUUUGAAUGUCACAACUGUAAUGUAAAACGUAUUAAUGUAUAAUGUGACGUUAGUUACUGUUAUAAUCUUUUUAUAUAUUGUUCUAUUUGCAGACAUUACAUUUGUAUGUCAUAUUAGUGCCUUUUAAAGCCUACAGCAAAACUAGUGAUUUUUACUCACUAGUAAAUAUGUAAAUCUGAGUGCCUGUUGUACUAAAAUAUUUGCUGUAAGUGCUACAUAUACAACAGCUACUGUACAAGACUAUAGUGGUAGUACAAAGAGUAUUACAUCAAUAGCUAAAAGUAUGAAUUCAUAAUAAUGUGAAUGCUGCUUCUUUAAAACUGAUGGAUGCUAGUAGAAUUGACCAACACCACUAUGGGGUGUAUGCAGAGUGCAGGCACACUUUUUUAUGAAAAUAUUAGAGUCCUGGAACUGAACGCCUCUAUCGAUUCUAGUCCUACUGUGAUUGAUGAGUCGUCCAAUGUAGUACUGAGGUACCGUACACCCUACUUUAGAGCUGCUGCCCGGGUGCAGGUGCCACCAGUGGUCCAUAAAGAAAUUUGGACUGUGGGCUGGAUCCAGGCAUGCAACCAAAUGGAUUUCUUCAAUUACUAUGGAGACGAAGGAAUAUCAAGUUGGGAGCUCCCUGAGCUGAGAGAUGGACACAUCCAGGCCAUCAGUGAUUCAGAUGGAGUGAACUACCCAUGGUAUGGCUGUACCACUGAGAUAUACACUAUAGUAGGACCCAACAAAAAGAGCACCAACCUCACUGUGAGCAUGAACGACAAUUUUUGUCCCAGUGUGACAUGGAGCAUCCCCACAGGCACCCGCAGUGUCCCCCCACUUUUGAGCUCCAUCCACAGGGACCAGCGCUUCACCACGUGGCUGGUGGCCAUGAAUGAGGCCACAGCUGAGAUUGUACUGCUCAGGACCAUCCGCUGGAGGAUGCAGCUUGCUAUUGAGGUAGAUCCUAAGAAGCCCCUGGGACAAAGAGCUCGCAUCAUGGAUCAUCUUGCUCAGGAACAGCCAGAGAUCUUGACUACGAAUGAACCCAUCCCUCAUAAUGCCUUGGUCAAACCCAAUGCCAAUGAUGCUCAGGUGCUAAUUUGGAGACCUAAAAGAGGGAAAUCAGUUCUGGUCAUACCACCUAAGUGUAAGGAAUGGAGUGACUGGAGUAAGUAAGUGAUGUAAAAAAACAAACACUUGACUGUUUAAGACUUAAAUGGUUUACUUCUGCCUUCUAAUUAAAUGUACUUUAAGCAGUACAUUUUUUAUUUAUUGAUUUGUUGAUCUUUUAUUGGAUGUUCAGGUGUGGCCUCAGAUGAACAGCACUCUCCAUUAAUGUUUUACCAUUUGUUGAAUUAUUUCAAGUAAUGUUCCAAAUUUUGUAUGCAUGCAGUUCUGCAAACAGGAAUUAGUAGUCACAUCUACUUUAUGCUACAUUUGAAUUGAGAGUUUUAAUCAGAUGCAUCAGUGAGAGUUUUAAUCAGAUGCAUUAGAAAUGAUGCUGACUUGGACUUUAAUUCAUAGUAGUAUGGUACAAUGUUGUAAUUAGUAGCUGAUCUGAAAAGCAUUGUGUAGUUGUGGGCAACUCACAGAUCAUAUUCAGGUUAGUGCUUAAUGGCCUUUCAAUAAUUUUCACAUCAUGUGAAGAUAUGCCUGUGAUUUAUUGACAAAUAUAAAAUUCUGUGGGGAAAAAACGUCUUAGUGACUGAUGUUUAUAUUCACAUAAAUCAUUCUAUACAUUUUGGUUGUACACAUCAUCUAUAGAAAAAAGUCCUUUAUAAGAUGGCAUCAAUUCGUAAAAACUUUUUUACCAACUUUCAUGUUCUUUUCAUAAUUUACUUCUCUAAAACAUUUGAUCAUAUGCAUCAUGUCCUAUUAAUGUUCACAAGAAUCGCUCUGUAGUUAUAGUUGUAGCAUAGGAGCCCUGUCUCAGUGGGGACUGUAUGCCCUGAGUCCAAACUGAUCAUAGCAGCCACAAUUUUUACUCAUCUGCACUGAUGUUAGAAUUUUUUGUUUGCCCUUUCCUUUUUUAUUCAAUGAGUUACAGUAUGUUUUUGUUUAGUAUGAACAGGGGGAACACUAUUAAGAAUAUAGAAAUCAUAUCAUAUUGAAAAAUUGUCAUAAUUUUUAAGAAGACAACUAAAAUAUAUAUAAGCACAACAAAGAGGUAUUUCUAUAUAUGGAUAUUACAAAUUCUAGAUGUUUUACCGGACAUGCCUGACCUACACAUAUGUUAAACUAGAAGAACGUAGAUGGGUAAGGGAUGGCCUUAAGGCACAGGAACUCCUCCACAUUUUCCACCCAUAAAGUUUAAGCAGAGAAGCACUACAAUUCUAGAGUUUGUUUGAAAAUGGAAACGAUAAAACUAAAAGAUGAUGUAAUUUUACUGGUAAUAGCAACAUUAAAUAGCUGUUUUAUUUUUUCUGCAUCAUUUUACUGGUAAAAUCUAUGCAAUGUGUUUUGCACUAAAAGUCUCUACAGUUAAUGACUAGAAAAUGCAAAUAACACUGAGAUGGAUAUCUAUUUAAUAUUGACAUUUGGAUUAAAUAUAGAAAAUAAAAAAUGUGUCCUAGCCAUGCUAAUGCCUCAAACAUACAUUCAUAAAUUUUAUCCAUCUCCCAGAGUUAUCAUCUUUGGUCUGAUACCAUUGAACUUGAUCAGGCAACUGAAAGCUUAAUGUCUGAAUACAUUCUAAGCAUACAGUUCCACUUAAAAGAGAAAUAUAUAGAGAAAAAAUGUGCAAUUUAAAACAGACCACUCCUAAACCAUUGUACUGCCAGGGCCAAUUCCUUAGUUUUUCUUGUAGACCGAAGUCAUUUGGAUCUGAGAUGAAAGAAAUGAGUAUGAAAAUAUGAAUGUAGAAUUUCAGCUUUUAUUAUGUGGUAUUUAUAUGUAGCAAAGGUAUUGGAAUAUAUGAUUCACAGGUAUUUCUUCUUAUCCAAUAGUUCGUG
Tachysurus fulvidraco (yellow catfish) is the source of this 3455-nucleotide messenger RNA. RefSeq names its product family with sequence similarity 78 member Aa (gene fam78aa). The transcript is spliced from 2 exons. Lineage: Eukaryota; Metazoa; Chordata; Actinopteri; Siluriformes; Bagridae. Bases 847 to 1680 code for a protein of 277 amino acids. The record is from RefSeq and is a predicted model, not a curated record.